GUUAUUAGCUGAUUAUAUGUUAUCGUAUAUACACUUGUGGAUAAAUUAUUAAAUCUGUUCGUCUUCCUUUUACUGACAUUUGAAAUAAAUAUUCAUAGUCGUAAUGGGAGGAGCUACCUCAAAGGACCUAAAGAAGGUUGGUGUCGAAUUGAAUAAUCUUAAGGAGAAGUAUGAAAUGCAGAAACAAUAUAUAUCGGAAUAUGCAUCAAAAGUCGACAACAAUUUGGAAUUGCUAAAGAAACGAACGGAGGAUUUUGACAACAGGGCGAACAAACUGCUCGAUCUUUUUGAAGCUAAAUCAUUAGAUAUCAAAUGUUUGGAAGAUAGCAUAGCUCAACAGAAGAAUUUUAGCCAGGCAAGGUUUAUCGAAUUGGAACAGGAAAUCCAAUUGUGGAAUAGAAAAGUUGACACGACCAUGGCUCAAACGGAAAUGUUACUCACAGUCUCACAAGAUAGAGAAAGGCACAUGGAGAAAUUAGAAAAGCUUACAACCAAGCUUGUCUAUACACAGGCAACUAAUGCAGGGGUGGAUAUAAACGAAGAACCCAUCAGAGAAUAAGUGUCUAAGAGUAUGCAGUAACCUUUGACAAUCACAGCAACGCAUUUACUGAGGUUUUAAAUAUACGCGCAAGUCAAACUUGCCCAAAUUGACUGUUUUAUUAUGAAGAACAUAAAUAUUUGACUGGUGAUUCAUUUAUAUAUGUGAAAACUAAAUCAUAAACAAUUAAUAACAGAUGUUUAAUUUUUGUUUUGGCCAGCAAGUGGUCCAAUAAAACGAGGUUCUAGAAUUUGGGAAGCUUGUUAAACAUAAUAAAUAAAGACAAACAAAUGAGUAAGUUGUAAUUGGGCUUUUAUUAAAGCCGG
Molecule: messenger RNA, 864 nt
Organism: Ruditapes philippinarum (Manila clam)
Lineage: Eukaryota; Metazoa; Mollusca; Bivalvia; Venerida; Veneridae
Exons: 4
Coding region: 104-559 (151 amino acids)
Source: RefSeq, a predicted model, not a curated record